Messenger RNA from Carcharodon carcharias (great white shark), 1820 nucleotides. Its product is annotated as ras-related protein Rab-39B-like. The transcript has 2 exons. Gene Ontology annotation, molecular function: GTPase activity; GTP binding. The record is from RefSeq and is a predicted model, not a curated record. Bases 132 to 869 code for a protein of 245 amino acids. Gene Ontology annotation, cellular component: Golgi membrane. Lineage: Eukaryota; Metazoa; Chordata; Chondrichthyes; Lamniformes; Lamnidae.
GGCUCGCAAAUAGGGUAAGAGUGAACCUUGCCCAAUCCAUGCUUCGGAGUUGCUGGGAGCCAUCACAUGAUGACCAGGAAAACUUUUUGGACCAAUGCGAGAACUAACAUAAGAAAUAAUUUACUUCCGUCAUGGGGAGAACUUCGCAUUAUCUGAAACAAAAACAGGUUUUAAGUCAGUGGGUGGACAGGGGGACCCGAGCUCACCGAGGUUUGCCUCCGGUGGAACAUGACAUGGAUGCGAUGUGGCAGUACCAGUUUCGGAUUAUUCUGCUAGGCGAUUCUACUGUGGGCAAAUCAUCCCUUCUGAAGCGCUUUACCGACGGCAUUUUCAGUGAGGUCCAAGACCCCACCGUGGGAGUGGAUUUUUACGCUCGCGUGUUGGAAGUCGAGCCGGGUUGUAGGAUCAAACUUCAGCUAUGGGACACCGCUGGCCAAGAACGGUUCAGAUCAAUUACUCGAUCCUACUACAGGAAUUCUGUCGGGGGUCUGUUAAUGUUUGAUGUGACCAAUCGGAAGACAUUUGACAGCAUCAGGGAAUGGCUGACGGAAGUCAAUAACCAUGUCUAUCCAAACAAGACUAUCUUUGUCCUGGUUGGGCAUAAAAGUGACUUAAUGGACGAACGGAAAGUUUCCCGUGAAGAAGCUGAGAAGCUGGCAGAGGCGCUGGAUCUGAAUUACAUUGAGACAUCAGCCAAAAAUAACACCAAUGUCGACAUGGCGUUUAGGAAGUUAACAGAAUGUAUUUAUGAUUCAAUGAAAGUGGGAGAGAUUGCACUGGAGGAUGGUUGGGAUGGAGUCAAACGAGGAUUUAAUCCACGAGUACUAGAACGGCCAAAGGAGGAAAAACAAAGUGAUUGUAAUUGCUAACUUGUCUUUGGGUGUAAUUAAUGAGUCACUACACUUGCAGCAUGUAUUUGCAUCAUUUAUCUUAUUAAUUCCCCCACCCAGUUAUAAAAUGUGGCAUUAACAGUGCAAGAGAUUUAGAAACCGAGCAAUCAUUAACCACACAACUUGCUAAUAAUGGUUGGAGAGGAGGUGCAAAUUCCAGAAGCAGGAGUAAUUCUUUAAAAGAGGGAAUUUGCUCGUGCACUGAUAUUGUGUUCUUACAUCCUACACUGUUUAUCAAGAAAUUGGAUACCAUAGAUUUUGGCCAUCAUGGGGACUCCUCAUUAAAUAGCGACAAGUUUAACGGGAACAGAUAGUUUUCUACUCCGAGAUACUCGGGCAGUGAAGAGAAGCUCAAAAUUGGAUAUUUUAAAAUAUCUAAUUUCUUUGGCUGGUGCAACCUAAUGGUGAUAGACAGAUAACGGACCCCAUUUCCGGGAAGCUCGGGAGUGGACAUUUGCCGGGUUUGGGAAAUUUACAGAUUUUGGGUCAUAGGCCUAGCAUGUACUUAUAAUACGUUAAAUAAAGUAUGGAAAACGAAGAAUAAAAGAGUUUUAUCCAAAUUGCUGCCCAAGGCACCAGCUUCGAAUGUAGCUGGAUUCUGAGAUGCCGGGUAUGGGGUCCGGUACCUGUAUUUCUGUGUCAAUUUGUUGUAUGGAUGUCAAGAGUUUGGUGUACUUGAGAUUCACAUGGCCUCAGUGUAUUUCUGCCCAUUAUGUUUUGUUUGUGCACUUUUGGACUUUGGUAACUGAUCUGUUAAGCAGCCUUUUGUGACUGCAGAGAUUCCAUCUCAGGAGAAAGAAGGUAAAACAAUAGAACAUAUACAAUGAUUAAAUCUGUGUAACAAGGCAAUACCUGUAGAUUUGAAGUAAGUAGAAAAAAUAUUUUCAAAACCUAUUAUAUGCAACAAUAUUAAAGAGAUAUUGGCAUCUC